Messenger RNA from Coregonus clupeaformis (lake whitefish), 2180 nucleotides. RefSeq names its product complexin 3b (gene cplx3b). Gene Ontology annotation, cellular component: SNARE complex; terminal bouton. The coding region runs from base 408 to 878 and encodes 156 amino acids. Gene Ontology annotation, molecular function: syntaxin binding. The transcript has 3 exons. NCBI's taxonomy places the organism in Eukaryota, Metazoa, Chordata, Actinopteri, Salmoniformes, Salmonidae. The record is from RefSeq and is a predicted model, not a curated record. Gene Ontology annotation, biological process: regulation of neurotransmitter secretion; neurotransmitter transport; synaptic vesicle exocytosis.
GCAUCAUGAAAGCGCACCCUUAAUCCAGCGUUCCGUGGGAUUGGGCAGAGGGAGUGGAGUUUGGGUUAGGGAAAAAACACGAUUGGUAGAGUUGAGUCUAACUUGUUGGCUCAGAUAUUUGUGCAGCUACGUCAUCUCUUGCUAACCUCCCCCUCAACGCGUAGCUGUCCAUUGGCACUGGUGCUGAAACUCGACUCUUCUCAAUCCCUCACAGCCGUGCGCGACGGAGUGUCGAGAGUAAAACAUUUGGAUGAUUGUAUUGACUUUAUCGCCAAGUUUAAUACUUUAAUCCAUAUAUUUUUUAGGAGACUCGGUGGAUAUCCAUUGAUUUACUCAGCUUUCAUCAAGAGCGCAUCAAAGAUCCACGUUCUGACCCGGUCAGUUAACGGACUCUUAGAGGCAGAAAGAUGGCUUUUAUGGUGAAACAAAUGGUGGGAGGGCAUGUGAAGAACCUGACCGGGGGUUUGACUGAGGAAAAGCCCGAAGGAGAGAAAUCGGAAGCCGCAGCGGCAGGAAUGACCCAGGAGGAAUUUGAACAAUAUCAACAACAGUUAGAGGAGGAAAAGCAGGAACGAGAUGCUAGUUUUGCCCAGAAGAAAGCUGAGCGGGCAACAGUUAGAAGUCACUUCCGGGACAAAUACAGACUGCCAAAGAAUGAGCUGGAUGACACUCAGAUCCAGCAGGCGGGGGAUGACGUAGAGCUGCCCACAGAGCUAGCCAAGAUGAUCGCUGACGACAACAAGGAGGAGGAGUCCAAAACGUCUGUCCUGGGCCAGCUGACCAACAUCCAGAAUGUGGACAUUGACCAGCUGAAGGACAAGGCCCAGGCCACGCUGGAAGACCUCAAACAGUCCGCUGAGAAGUGCAAUCUCAUGUGAUCUGGCUGGCUGACUGAGUUCCUGCUCUCUCUCUAUCUCUCCCUCCCUUACUCUCUUUCUCUGUACAACAAAGGAUCUAUGUAAGAUAUCAUAUGAUCUAUGACCAUGUACAAACGUUGAUAGUCAUGUUGCUUUGAAUACACACACAUACAGUCAACACUGCCUCACACACAUAAACAUACUGUAGCAUCUUCUGGCCAAGGAAUCAGAGUAAACACUGUCUAAGCUGUAGGGGAAACAGAGUAAUAGUCUUAUGCCAAAGUCCGUUAGCAGAAAACCGUUCAGACAAUGGCACAAAGUAUAUCAAAUAGUAAUAUUAAGUGUGAGACUAAAUAAAACGUCUAUGUCUUGGGACCACAAUCAGUACAUUACAAACCAAGUGUCUGUUGUAUCUAUUGCAGGUGUAAAUGUAUUUGCGGUUAGCCUGUUCUGUUGUCCAUCUAGUCUAUGGUCAUUAACUCGUUGGAGACAGCUCGUGCUCUGUGAUGCCAACACAUCUAACCUUUCAACUCUGGCCUUUAACCUGUCCUCAUAUUGACCUCUAACCCCUGACCUCUCCAUCUCAGUGCUGUUUUGUGCCAGUGGUUUGGUGUCGUUUAGCCGCUAUGAUAUGUCAAGUGCUGUCUUUGAAAGUGUCAUCCUCUGGCUGAGUGCUGGUCAUAGUGUUUAAUAAGUACACAUUACUAUGAACAUAUAUUAACAUAUAUAUGAACAUAUAGUACUUGGUAUGUGUCUGAAUUGUUGUUGUAUCACUAAGUAAAGACGCAGGUGAGAGCGGGAGAGGGGUUUGUCAACCUUAUUUAUAUUACAGUAAUAUACAGUAUAUAUUUCUUCAAUACAGUGGUUCAUGUCUUGUGAUAGUUCAACAGUCCUUUCGUGACAUUACAGUACUUGAAUUUGAAGAAAGGAUGGUGAACAUGCCUUAGUAGCUUCUUUUAUGUGAUAGCUACUUUGUGCUUUCUUGUCAGUUCCAUGAAACAAGACAAACAAGUGUGAAUAUAAUUCAUUCUUACUCAAGUCUUACAGAGCCUGAUCACCUAUACAUAUCUCUCUGUAUUAAAGUGUGUGACCUGCAAUGAUACUUUAAAGCCAACAGCAAGAGCCUCUUUCAUUUCCAGUCACCCUUAUGGGGUGAUUCAGGUUGAUCUCAUGAUAAUAUUUCAGGAAGAGACAUGUUGUUCAUGAUGUUUCUGUUUCCUGUCCACUCUUUGCUUCUUUUACAUCAUCUUUGUUGUUCAGUGCUGUAUGAAUCUUAUUGAUUUUUGACUGACCGUUGAAACCAUAAUAAACAGAUUUUUAUUA